Messenger RNA from Anarrhichthys ocellatus (wolf-eel), 2673 nucleotides. RefSeq names its product G2/M-phase specific E3 ubiquitin protein ligase (gene g2e3). Gene Ontology annotation, cellular component: nucleus. The record is from RefSeq and is a predicted model, not a curated record. Gene Ontology annotation, molecular function: ubiquitin-protein transferase activity. NCBI's taxonomy places the organism in Eukaryota, Metazoa, Chordata, Actinopteri, Perciformes, Anarhichadidae.
GUGAGAAGUACACAAACAAUAACUCGUCACGAAACGAAGCGAAGAAAUCCAAAUCUAACACGUUUCAUCUCUGAAUGUAAAAAAGCCGCGCCACAUCAACAUGAAGAAGAAGAAGACGACGAUGAGGUCUCAGGUCUCAGACGAGUGUUGUGCUCUCUGCAGGCUCAGUGAUGAUGACCCGGCCAUGUUUGGGGAGAAAGUGACUCUCAAAGAGCACAAACUCUCCGUCCACUACUUCUGUUUGCUGACAUCUUGUGGAGUUUACCAGCGAGGAGAAGAGGACGAGGGCGUCUUCGGUUUCCUGGUGGACGACAUCAAACAGGAGAUCCGCCGCUCGGCUCGACUGAUGUGCAGCGGCUGUAAGCAGAAGGGAGCGUGUGUCGGCUGUAACGUCAGAAGCUGCAGGAGGACGGUUCACUUCCCCUGUGGGAGGAAACGCAGCUUCAUCUCUCAGUUUACGGGACUCUUCCCGUCUUACUGUCCAGACCACAGUCCUACUCAGUCUCUGUGUGGUGGUCUAGACCUCAGUCUGCCUCAGACCUGCUCCGUCUGUCUGGACCCCAUCGAUCCGGUCCUGAGCUACUCCGUCCUCAAAUGUCCGUCCUGCCACUCCAGCUGGUUCCACAGAGACUGUGUGCAGCGUCAGGCCCACAGCGCCGGCCUCUUCUUCUUCAGAUGUACUCUCUGUAGCAACAAGGAGAGCUUCCAGGAGGAGAUGCUGAGGAUGGGAAUCUACAUCCCAGAGAGAGAUGCAUCAUGGGAGUUGGAGACCAACGCGUACUCAGAGCUGCUGGAGGUUUACGCGCGCUGCGACGCUCUCGCCUGCCUCUGCAACAACGGGCGAACGCACUCUGCCAAGACGGGUUGGUUCGAGGUGAUUCGCUGCCGGCUCUGUGGCUCCAGAGGGAGUCACAGGAAGUGUUCUGGGUUGAAGUCGGACACCAGAGACUGGGCCUGCAGCGACUGCACACAGGCGACUGAUGGAAGAGCUUCCCUGGUUUCAUCUCCUCGGGGAGGACAGAGGAGGAGUCUGCUGUCCAAACGCCACCUGUCCCCCAUCCACUCCUCCGUCGGCUGUAAGAGGCCGGCGUUACCUGUUGGAUCCAGAUCACCUGAAGAGAUCCUGCAGGCUCUGGGCCCUCAGCUCGGUCCCCUCAGCAUGCAGGUGGAGGUGGACGGGAACCAAGCUCUGUCUGCAGGGGUGGAGCUUGUGAGGAGGCCCGACUUUGACCCCACACGCACUCUGUCCGUCCGGUUCAAAGACGACCAGCUGACUGCGUUUCCCAGCAGCCUCCGGGACAGCGACACGGCCAGGCAGUACUUCCUGAAGCUGCUGGUGCAGCAGAUCCAGAGCUCUGUGGUGUUCGAGGGUCCAGACGGAUCCAAGAACCUGGCGCUGGACUCCCAGGCUGUGAGGGAGGACCUGUACUUCGACGUGGGCUGCCUGCUGGCUCUCUCUCUGGCUCACGGUGGUCCUCCUGUGGGCUUCUUCUCCCGCGCUCUCUACCAGUGUCUCUUCAACCACCCGGCCAACCGCCCGCUCUCUCUCACGCACAUGACCCCCGACACGCACGUCACCCGCCGGGUCAGCCGGAUGGCGGAGGCGGAGUCUGUGGAUGAGCUGCAGGAAGUCAUGGCGGCGAGUUGGGAGUUCCUGGAGUUGGCCGGCUGCAACCGACCAAUCGGCAGCCUGGAGGAGAGAGAGGCUCUGGUGGAGGAUGUGGUCGGCUUCACCAUGAUCACCAGGAUGCAGCUUCCACUGCAGAGGUUUCGGGCCGGUCUGCAGACGCUGGGUGUCUUUGAUCAGGUGCAGCUCUACCCGUCGCUCUUCUGUCACGUCUUCUGCUCGGCUCGUCUGUCGGCUCAGACGCUCGCUCACAUCUUCAGCGUCCUCAUCUCCCAGCAGGAGGACAGACGCAGCAGAGAGACGCCCGUCUGCAGCUUCUGGACACGCUUCCUGCUGGACUGUGAAGUUGGGAGGAGCUCUAUCUCCUUGCAAGACCUCCUUCGUUUCUCCACAGGAGGUGAGGAGCUCCCAGCAGCCGGCCUCCUCCCUUCUCCCUCCAUCUCCUUCCUCCAUCCCGUAAGCGAGGAGGAGGAGGAGGAGGAGGAGGAGGAGGAGGAGGAGGAGGAGGAGGGAGGAGGAAGACUGAGGAUGAGGAGGGAGGAGUUGUUGAGGGACAAAGAUCUCUUCCCUCAGAGCGAGCCCGACUCCAGACGCCUCCUCCUGCCCGUCUCCUCCUCAUACGAGGCCUUCAAGAGCUCCAUGGAGCAGGCAGUCAGCCACCACAUGCACCUCCUCCUCACAGCCAGCUAGAGGAGGAGAAGGUGAAGAGUCAAAUGAUUUUAAAAAAUCUGAAACUUUGAAUUCAUGAAACAAUACAAACUUUUUUUUUUUUCUGCGAUGUGAUGUCGUGAAAUAUUCUCUGCAUCAUGUUUUGUAAAUUGAUAAAUAUCUUUUAUGUUUUAUGACUUUACAACUUUUAUCUUCGGAGUUACUUUUGAUUCUUAUAUUUUUAUUGUACAUAGUUUUAAGUUUUUAAUGAGGAACGCACCGUCAGCUGAUACAGAGAACCAAUCAGAGAGCAGCGUUUUAUUAUUGAUCUGUGUGAACAGACUGGAAUCAUUGAUCAGACUCUAACACUAUGAGAUAUAAAUAUAUAUAAAUAUAUA